GUAAUGGUCGGGAGCAUCCGCACCAAGACAACACCACAAUCCACAAAGCAUCUCAUCUUCCUUCGACAACUCUACAUGGCCGGCUCUCUUAUUUCGUCACUCACCUCCAGCUUCGCUCGUCUCUCCAGUCUUUACUUCGCGAAAGGGCGAGGAGCUGCUUGUUCGGCAAACUACAUACGUUGCUAUCGGCCAUCCUUUAAAAUUCGCUACAUUUCCUUAUAUCCCCAAUCUAGACUUCUGCGGCUCUCUUUUUCCUCAAAUGCUGUUGCACGCGGGGGUUUGAGCCGCAGCCUGGAUCGCGAGGAUUUGGUUGUUCUUGGCAUUGAGACGAGCUGCGAUGAUACAGCAGCUGCUGUUGUUACGGGCAAUGGGGAAGUACUCGGUCAGGUUGUAUCUUCUCAAGAAGAUCUUCUUUCCCGUUAUGGAGGUGUGUCUCCCAAAAUGGCCGAAGAAGCACACUCACUUGUUAUUGAUGAGGUUGUUCAAAAGACCCUACAAUCUUCAAAAUUGACAGAGAAAGAUCUCACCGGUGUCGCUGUUACUAUUGGGCCUGGUCUAAGUCUUUGUUUGCGUGUCGGUGUUACUAAGGCUCGCAGAGUUGCCGGAAGGUUCAAUUUGCCUAUCGUCGGAGUUCAUCAUAUGGAAGCUCAUGCUCUAGUUGCUAGAUUGGUAGAUAGAGACCUGCAAUUUCCAUUCUUAGCUCUUCUAAUUUCCGGAGGCCACAAUCUCCUCAUCCUGGCUCGUGAUGUUGGACAUUAUGUGCAACUUGGGACAACAAUAGAUGAUGCUAUUGGAGAGGCAUAUGAUAAAACAGCAAGAUGGCUUGGCCUUGAUAUGAGUAAAGGUGGUGGCCCGGCACUUGAAGAACUUGCUCGUGAUGGUGAUUCAAAUUCCUUAAAAUUCAAAAUUCCAAUGAGGCAGUAUAAGGAUUGCAAUUUUUCAUAUGCUGGCCUAAAAACUCAGGUCAGAUUGGCUAUUGAAUCUAGAAAUGUAUGUGUGGGCAACAAUCCCAUUUCUUCAGCUAGUUUUCGAGACAGAAAAUCCCGAGCUGAUAUUGCAGCAUCUUUUCAGCGUGUUGCUGUUUUACAUCUUGAGGAGAGGUGUGAACGAGCAAUCGAAUGGGCAAAAGAGAUGGAACCUUCUAUUAAUUGCUUGGUAGUUUCUGGCGGUGUUGCAUCAAAUCAAUAUGUUAGAUCUCGUCUAAGCUAUGUUGUGGAGAAGAAUCAUAUCCGCCUUGUUUGUCCACCUCCAAAACUUUGCACUGACAAUGGUGUAAUGGUAGCUUGGACUGGAAUCGAGCACUUUCUUUUAGGAAGAUUUGAUCCGCCACCACCUGCAAGUGAACCGGAAGAUCAUGUGUAUGAUAUCCGGCCAAGAUGGCCAUUGGGUGAAGAAUAUCUGCAGGGUAAAAGUGAAGCUCGUUCUCUGAAGAGAGCCCGCAUACAUCCAUCACUCACAUCUAUUAUCAAAGCUUCCACCCAACCAAAAAUUUAGCUGCUUCCAUACUCAGUACAGUGUAAGGACUCGUUUAUUGGCUUCUUGUUGUACCAUCUGGCUUUGCACAUAAGAGAAGAAACUAUUGCCUUCCAGAUUAAUGCAUGCUAUUUUAGCAAUCAUCAACAAUUUUAUUUCUGUAUUCCAAGUUUAGUGUAAUUUUGUUUUAGGAUAUUAAGAUACAUACCACUCAGUAUGUGUGUAUUUACAUAUCUAACAUCUAAAUUUUACUUUCAUCAUUUAUACCACCCAAAAUUUUUAUAUCACAUAAAAAAUACCACUAUUUUGACCUUUAAAAUGUGAUAUACGCCUUUUCAUGCAUGGUAAAGUGUCAUAUGUAAUAGUUGAAAGUUUGGGUGUUAGAUAUGUAAAUACAUAGGAAUUGAGUGGUAUGCAUGUAAAUCUUCAUUUUGAUGAAUAUGCUACUUAAUUGUUUUGUUGGAAUGUAACUUUAUGCAAGUCGGUUUGGCGUAGUGGUUUAGGGUUUAAUCUUUCAACCAAGAAGUUUUUGGUUCAAAUGCAUGCAAGUGUUUGAGAUUAAACCAAAACAAAAAA
Messenger RNA from Phalaenopsis equestris, 2049 nucleotides. Its product is annotated as probable tRNA N6-adenosine threonylcarbamoyltransferase, mitochondrial. Gene Ontology annotation, biological process: tRNA threonylcarbamoyladenosine modification. The transcript has 13 exons. Lineage: Eukaryota; Viridiplantae; Streptophyta; Magnoliopsida; Asparagales; Orchidaceae. The record is from RefSeq and is a predicted model, not a curated record. The coding region runs from base 4 to 1494 and encodes 496 amino acids. Gene Ontology annotation, cellular component: mitochondrion.